CUGUAAACCGAACAUGCCCCUAGGGAAGUAAUCCAUUGCAAACAAACAUGCCCUUAGGGUUUACUACUGUGUCCGCUCCCACUGGGUCUGCGCAUCAGAGACCGACAAGACUGGGAAAUCCAGAGAUGCAUUUUUCUACCGAUCAGCUGAUCGGCUCGGCGUUCAUUGCCUUUGGACUCACAUUGUUCGUGUGUUUCUUCUACGUUGUCGUCAUGUCCAAGCUGCUUCCGCCACAUCAAAAUGGAUUCCUGGCCGCCAUCCAAAAUGACUGGUAUUACUGUCUGCUUGUGUCGUUGACGCUUCCUGUAAUAAUCGUGGCUGUCUACCUGCACUGGCUCAGCAUGAAGAUGUUCAAGCACGCAUGAGGUAGUCAUGCAGCUUCCUUCCGGUUUCAGAAUCCCGGUCAAAAUCGAGGUUGGUU
Molecule: messenger RNA, 421 nt
Organism: Zea mays
Lineage: Eukaryota; Viridiplantae; Streptophyta; Magnoliopsida; Poales; Poaceae
Exons: 2
Coding region: 48-365 (105 amino acids)
Source: RefSeq, marked validated